Metopolophium dirhodum (rose-grain aphid) is the source of this 1089-nucleotide messenger RNA. RefSeq names its product zinc finger MYM-type protein 1-like. The record is from RefSeq and is a predicted model, not a curated record. Lineage: Eukaryota; Metazoa; Arthropoda; Insecta; Hemiptera; Aphididae. Bases 1 to 1089 code for a protein of 362 amino acids. The transcript has a single exon.
AUGGAUUUUCUCAGAGGUCAGGGAUAUGAUGGAGGCUCAAACAUGUCAGGAAAAAAUAAUGGCGUUCAAGCGCUUAUACUACAAGAACAGCCAUUAGCUUUUUAUGCUCAUUGUUUUAGUCACUCGUUUAAUCUUUGUCUUUCUAAAGCAUGCGAAGUUGCUUCAAUUAAAAAUAUGACCUGUAUAGUUGGUGCCGUAUCUUCAUUUUUUUCUUGCUCAGCUAAGCGUACAGAUAAAUUGAAAUAUUUUAUGGAUACUGGGUUAUCUAAUGAAAGUAGUACAACUAAUAAGAAAACUAAAUUAAAAAAACUAUGCGAAACUCGCAGGGUUGAUCGGCAUGAUUGUCUUAUAUCAUUUAAAGAACUCUAUAUUUACACUGUUGCUACUCUUGAAGAUCUUGAAUUUUAUGAUUCAAAUCCAGAGACGUCAAGUAAAGCAUCAUUAUAUGUCAGUGCAAUAACAAAAAGUGACUUUCUUGUUUCCCUUGAAGUGGCUGUAACUUGCUUUUCUUAUACAUUACAACUAAGUCAAGUCUUACAGAGCAAACAACACGAUUUUUCUAAAGCAUUGGCAAAUGUUACAGCAUUAAGACAAGCUUUAGAAACCAAACGUAAAAAUGCAGAUCAUUCUUUCAAAGAUAUAAUGAAUAGUGUCACUAAAUUAGCUUUAAAAGUUAGUGCAGAAAUAACCAUGCCUAGAACAUGCGGGAGACGAACUAAAAGAGUUAAUGUUAAUGCUAAGGACCCUGAAGAUUAUUAUAAAAUAUCAAUUUUUAUACCAUUUCUUGAUAACUUAAUAAAUCAGUUACAUGUUAGAUUUGAUAAAAGACUUCAACAAAUUAUGCCAUUAGAAGGAUUAAUACCAACUAAUUUUAGACAAUAUGACGAUGCAUCUAUUUUAGUGGCUGCAUCUGUUUAUGAAAAUGAUUUUCCAGUUAGCAUGAUGUCGUGUUUAAAAGCAGAAAUAUUUAUUUGGAAUAAACAGUGGGAAUCAGAAACAAAUCUUCCAGAGUCUGCUGUUGAAGCACUUCAACGUUGUACAGAGCUCUUGCCAAACGUAAAAAAAUUCUACAAUUAUUUGCUACAUUGA